Miscanthus lutarioriparius is the source of this 159-nucleotide messenger RNA. The record is from the annotation of a GenBank genome assembly. Lineage: Eukaryota; Viridiplantae; Streptophyta; Magnoliopsida; Poales; Poaceae.
AUGGAGCCGCUGGCGAUCGUGACGGUGGCCGGCGGCGUGCUGACCCCGGUGUUCGUGCUGCUAUCGCGCCUCCAGCCCGUCGUCGACUUCUUCCGCCGCCUUUGCGACUGCCUCCGGCACCCUCAGCGCCGCCCCGCUAGGCCGGUAAGUCUCGGAUAA